AUGUCGGUAGAGAGAUCAUUUGAAGUAUGGGAAGAAGUGCACCGACACGGCCUAGACUUGGCGGACCGACUGGCACAAGGUUUUACAGGCUUGAUUCAGUCCCACAUUAAUCCUCCAUCAUUUUCAUGGCCCAAUCUUCAAAACGCAAAGCUUUUUGACGUUGAAUUUCCUUCUCCGAGUUUCGUGAAAAGGGAUUUUGGACUUGCAGUCGAUAACUCUGGACUUAAUGAGGUUUCGGCCAUUUUCGACAUUGGGACUAGGAUAGGGCAAGCUGGGGUAGACUUCGGGGCUUGUGUGAAUGGAGUGGUUCAGCACUUCUUCAGGAGGUUUCCUGUACCAUUUCGGCAAGAUGAGAAUGUGGGAGUGUCAUUGCGGGCGGAGCUGAAUAGCCACACGAAUGAAGCGGGGGUCACUAUGCAGGAGGAUUUGGGAUCAUUGGCGGAGAGGUUUAGGGAUUUUGGAUAUGUGGAAAAUGACGCGGUUUCAGAUGGGUUGUCAGAGGAGGAGAUUUCUGAGUUUAAUCUGAAGACUGCUGGAUUUUUUGGUGGUUCACAGGUACAAGAGCUUCAUCAGUGCCAGCUCCAUUGUUGUCACUUGUUAUCAUCAUCAUCAUCACCUGUGUCUCCCUCCUUCCGUUCCACAGGAGGGCUAUAA
Molecule: messenger RNA, 654 nt
Organism: Ilex paraguariensis (yerba mate)
Lineage: Eukaryota; Viridiplantae; Streptophyta; Magnoliopsida; Aquifoliales; Aquifoliaceae
Source: the annotation of a GenBank genome assembly